AUGUACGAGUUUUUAUACAAAACCGCGGUAUGCGUAUCGAGGCGGGAAAGAUCGAAGAUCGCGGAUUCGGAGAAAGAGAAAGGUGAGCCCCCAGCUAAAAAGAAGAAACACGCCGUUAAUAAGGCAUUUCUGUUAAACACGUCGCGUGUUUGUGUAGCAUGUAAAGUAAAGAAACAUCCAUUAUAUAUAUGCGACGCCUUUAAGCGCUUGUCGGUACCUAAGCGUAUCGAAUUAGUAAAGGGCGCCAAAUUACUCACAAGCGCUUCGGUGUACAUUAGGGAUUACAAAAAGGGCUUUGUCAAGUGUCGCGCCUUACUAGAUACAUGUUCGACCACUAAUUUCAUCUCCGAGUCCGUUGUCGAACGUCUAGGUAUCCCGGUAAUUGAGAGCGCUACGUCGAUCGGCGCUAUCAACGACACAAGUACCAGAUCGAGAGGCUUUGUGCGCGUCACUGUGCAGUCAAUACAUGACGGCUUCUGUAGAGAACUGACAUGUUUGACGAUCCCGGCCAUAGCGAACUCGAUCCUGUCUGAAGCCUUUCCGCGAGAGCUCAUGAAGUUACCGUCGAAUAUUAAGCUAGCCGAUCCAAAUUUCCAUUUGCCCCGGCCCAUAGAUUUAUUGAUCGGAUCAGGAACGACUUUAUCGCUUUUCUGUAUAGGUCAAAUUAACUUAUCAUAUGCGGGCCACGAUUUAUAUAUACAGAAAACGCGUCUUGGUUGGGUGGUCGCCGGUAGUGCUCCGUUUUGUUCUUCUUCAAAAUUAAUGAAUUGUCAGCUAAUCGACUUAGAGAAUCAAAUUACUAAGUUUUGGAAGAUUGAGGAGAUUUCCGGGACACACCCGAGAUCCAAGGAAGAAAUCGAAUGCGAAGCUCACUUCGCGAAAACGGCUUCUCGCAACGCGAACGGACGGUAUGUAGUUUCGCUGCCGUUUCGUGAUGCGUGUAAACACCUCGGAGAGUCGCGAAGUAUGGCGCUUAAACGAUUUUCGGCAUUGGAACGAAAGUUUGACAGGAACACGUCAUUUAAGGAAGAAUAUACGCGAGCGUUCGAACAAUAUCUCAUAUUAAAGCAUAUCUCAAUGGUAGACGACGCUGAUACCGACGGGUACUACAUGCCACAUCACGCGGUUUUAAAGGAUUCGAGCGACAUUACCAAAAUCCGGAUAGUGUUCGACGCAUCGGCAAAAACGACUACCGGUACAUCGUUGAAUGAUGUAUUAAUGGUGGGGCCGACGAUACAGAAUACGCUAUUUGCACAUUUAAUUCGUUUUCGAACCUACGAAUACGCGGUGACCGCGGACAUCGAAAAGAUGUAUCUACAAGUUUUGCUACGCGAAAGCGAUCAGAAGUAUCAACGCGUUGUGUGGCGUAAAACCGACAAGAUUGAGACUUUCCAAUUUAAUACUCUCGCGUUUGGCGUGUCGUCUUCACCAUUUCUCGCAAUCCGCACCCUUCAUCAAUUGGCGGACGAUGAGCGUCGCGUGUAUCCCAAAGCGGCCGAGAUACUUAAAACACAUUUAUACGUAGACAACUUGUUGUCAGGGGCAAAUGAUAUUGAUGAAGUGAUAUCGAUAAGAGACGAUAUUUCCGCCUUACUUGCUCGGGGAGGUUUUAAUAUUAGACAGUGGGCAUCGAAUGAUGAACGCGUUAUGAAGGACUUACCGACGCGCGCGUUACAUGCAAGCCUUGCUUUAGAUACAGACCAUUCUUUAAAGACGUUAGGUAUAUCGUGGAGCAUACGUGACGACGCGAUAUGUUAUACGACUACUCCUAUUCAAAUUUUCGAGAAGCUCACAAAAAGAAUUCUGCUAUCCGCGGUCGCAAAGAUCUUUGAUCCGUUGGGUUUGUUGGGACCAAUAGUACUGUACGCGAAAAGGUUAAUGCAGGACGUGUGGCGUUCCGGAGUGCAUUGGGACGAAUCCGUUUCGGAAAGCAUAUAUACCCAAUGGCAGGAGUUCGUCAGACAAUUAGGGCUGAUAGAUCAAAUCUCCUUUCCACGCAAAUUAUUAGUCAAGGACGCCCGUGACGUACAGAUUCACGGAUUUUGCGAUGCCAGUACAACCGGAUAUGGAGCAUGUUUGUAUAUACGUUCGGAGGGAGUGACCGGUUUAGUGAUUUCUAGACUUUUGUGUGCGAAAUCGCGGGUCGCGCCGUUGAAGUCUGUUACACUUCCGCGACUUGAGUUAUGCGGAGCGUUGUUGUUGGCUCGUCUAUUCAGCGAGGCCAGUAGCGCCUUGAAUCUUACUCCUAGCAGAGUGGUUUUUUGGAGUGAUUCGACUAUCGUUUUGCACUGGCUGAAGUCCUCACCUCACUCCCUCCACACGUUCGUGGCCAAUCGCGUUAAAGAAAUUCAGGAGAUAACUAGCGCGGGUGAAUGGCGACAUGUUCGUUCCGGGGAUAAUCCGGCUGACGCGAUUUCGAGAGCUCAGUUGCCUCGGGAGUUCGUGAAAAAUCAAACGUGGUUCGAAGGGCCGUCGUGGUUGGUUAGAAACGAGAGCGAGUGGCCUAACGCCAUCAUGCGUGCGAUCGAGAUUCCCGAGAUGCGAAAAAACAUAUGUUUACAGACAGACGUGAGUAAGUUCGAGUUGCUCGAACGGUUUUCAUCUUAUUCGAAGUUAAUUCGAGUCGUGGCGUAUUGUCUUCGCUUUCGGCGUGACAGUAAACGUACUAAAUCCUUAAGCGCUGAGGAAGUCAAAGAAUCGGAGAUUCGGGUGCUAAAGGCGUCUCAAGAGGUUGCAUUCCCCGGCGAAAUCGAAGCUCUCAAGAGCGACCGCGUAAUAAGCAAGACUAACAUCGCGGCUCUGAGUCCGUUUCUUGAUCAAAGCGGUCUCAUUCGAAUUGGGGGGCGUAUUAGGAGAGCGGAGUUAACAUUUUCACAAAAACACCCGAUUUUACUUCCCAACCGAUGCCACUUAACCGAUUGUAUAAUUCGUGAGAUCCAUAAUAAUAAUCAUCACACGGGUAUCCAAGCUACUCUGAAUAUCCUCCGACAGAGAUUUUGGCUCCUCGAUGGUCGUAAUCAGGUUCGGAAAGUUAUUCGUACGUGUACACGCUGCUCGAGAUUCAAUGCCAAAGCGGUCGAAUAUAAAAUGGGUGACCUUCCACCGGUUCGGGUACGCCAGGCGAUUCCCUUCUCUAACACUGGAGUCGACUUUUGCGGCCCCUUCUUUAUUAAAGAGAAAAAACAUCGUAACCGCACGCGGGUCAAGGUAUACGUAUGCAUAUUUGUAUGCAUGACAAUUAAGGCAGUGCAUCUAGAGGUUGUCAGCGACCUAUCCUCCGAAGGUUUUAUUGCCGCUUUACGUCGCUUCAUCGCGAGAAGGGGAUUGCCGCAGCAUAUUUUUUCCGACAAUGGAACCAACUUUGUAGGCGCAAACAAUAAGCUGAGAGAAUUAUACGUUUUAUUUAACUCGGACGAUCACAGAAAUAUCGUGGAUAGAUUCGCGAGCGAACGGCGAAUCACGUGGCAUUUCAUCCCACCGAUGGCACCGCACUUCGGCGGUUUGUGGGAGUCGAUGGUACGGUUGUUCAAGCACCACUUUAAACGCGUCGUCGGAGACUCUCUAUUUACCUUCGAGGAAUUAGAUACUUUUACCACCGAAGUCGAGGGUAUCCUGAACUCCAGACCGAUUACAUCCUUAUCAUCCGAUCCAAACGACAUAUUAGUCUUAACCCCUGCACAUUAUUUGAUUGGAAAACCACUAAUAUCGCUUCCGGAGGGCAACUUGUCACAUGUUCCAGUCAAUCGUUUAUCUACCUGGAAGCACAUAACAAAGGUGCGACAAGAUUUUUGGGCACGAUGGCACAAAGAAUAUUUGAACGAACUACAGAAGCGCAUCAAAUGGGUCAAAAACGGACCGAAAAUUGAGGUCGGAACGAUCGUCACCAUCAAAGACAAAAACCUGCCAUGCAUGCAGUGGGCACUGGGACGUAUUCUACAAGUACACCCAGGCGAGGACGGAGUCGUACGAGUGGCUACUGUCCAGACCGCAGCCGGAGUGAUAAAAAGAUCAACAUCAUUGUUGUGUCCACUACCGUUGAAGCAAUAA
Messenger RNA from Cyphomyrmex costatus, 4047 nucleotides. RefSeq lists its product as uncharacterized. Gene Ontology annotation, molecular function: nucleic acid binding. Bases 1 to 4047 code for a protein of 1348 amino acids. Gene Ontology annotation, biological process: DNA integration. NCBI's taxonomy places the organism in Eukaryota, Metazoa, Arthropoda, Insecta, Hymenoptera, Formicidae. The record is from RefSeq and is a predicted model, not a curated record. The transcript has 2 exons.